AUGCUCGCACCUCCCACCUCGAAGUCCACCGUGCUCUCCCCGGCGCAGACCCUCGUCGACGGCCGGGUUCCGCAAAAGUACUCGCCUGCGCGGCGGUAUGUGCUUCUGCUCAUCUUCUGCCUCGCGCAGUUCCUCGAUGCCUUCAACAACUCGGCACUCUUUUCUGCUAUCCCCUCGUUGGUUAUCUCGCUAGGGAUGUCUGAGGCGGAAUCGACAUGGAUCAUCAGCGCGUUCCAGCUGACAUUUGCAUCGUUCCUGCUUAUCAGCGGGCGGAUUAGUGAUGUCUACAACCCAAAAUUCGCGUUCAUCGGUGGUGUUGCCGUCCUGGGCAUCCUCUCUAUCGGCGCCGGCUUCGUAACGAACAAGAUUCCGCUCAUCGUUCUUCGCGCGCUAAGCGGUAUCGCCGCAUCCAUGACCAUCCCGUCCGCAUUGACGCUCCUCGUCAAUGUCUUCAUAGAGCCAAACGAGCAAGCGCGCGCCAUCGGUGUUUUCGGAGGUUGCGGAGCGGUCGGCAACGUGCUCGGAUUGAUUAUUGGUGCCAUUUUCGUCCAAUUCGCGUCCUGGUCAUGGGUGUUCUGGUUUGUCGCGCUCGUUGCGCUGCCAAUCGCCGCCAUCUGUGUCUUCCUCAUCCCGACACAAGAGCCGCACCUAGAGAUUGGUGGCCAGACGGACGCUCGCUGGAAGAGCCUGGAUAUGGGAGGGGUCUCUAUUCUGACUGCGGCACUCAUCUUGUUCAUCUUCGCGAUCACGUCCGGAACGACAUCCGGAUGGGGGUCUGCGACGGUGCUCGCGCCGCUCAUUAUCUCCGUGUUCAUGGUUGUGGCGUUCUUCUACUACGAGACGACGCUCCCGGUGGACAAGGCGGCGAUCCCCCCACGCACGUGGUUCCUUCCCAACUUCUCGGUUCUGUUCGGCACCGCGCUGCUUCCGUACUUCUGGUGGACGACCGUCUUCACACUGUACACGACGCUCUGGCAAGACGUUUGGCACUGGAGCGUCAUCUCCACUGCUAUCCACAUGCUGCCCAUCGGUGUGCUUGCAUUCUCAAUGAGCUUCACUGGUUCGCUGUCGCGUGUCAUCAACCCGAAAUGGAUCAUCCUCACCGGCGAGGGCAUGUGCAUCAUCGCGACAAUCCUUCUCGCGUUUGCGGAUGGCCCCGAGCGCUACUGGCCAUUCAUCUUCCCCGCGUUCGUACUCGGCUCCGCGGGGGCCAUGCUCACCUACACGCACACUAACAUUGCGAUCUUCCGCACCAGUCCGACGUCAAUGGCCGGAACGGUGGGCGCGAUCUUCAACGGCGCGCUGCAGCUUGGGUCAGCCAUCGGCAUUUCGGCGGUCGGCUCAAUCGAGACGAGCGUCGAGGCGCGGAACGGGGGCUCGGAGUCGUACGCCGGGCGCGCCGCGGCGUUCUGGUUCCUCCUCGCGAUCGUGGGCAUCGAGUUCCUUGCGCUGCUCGUGUUCUACCGGCGCAGCAAGGAGGGCACCGCCGAGGAGCUCGAGGGUGAAGGAAAGACGCUUGAAAAGACCAUCGAGGACGAGAAGAUGGUGAUGGAGAAGCAGAGCGUCGACCUGCCGGAGCUGCGGCUCACGAGCAGCGCGCAGGAUAUAGAGCGCGAGGAGCACACGACCGUCUCGGAGCGGCCUGUCAACGUGGGCACGGACUUGAACGUCUAGAUUUUUCUCAUUGGUGUGUUCGUAUAGUUUUGUUUUUUUCGCUUGGUCUUCUCUGGUUCCCUUCGUCGCUGCAUACACAUAGACCGCAUUUACAUUAGACAGACUCAUGUAUCGAUAGUUGAACUCAUUCCGUUUACGAGCAUUCUGAUGACCACAACGAUGGCUAAUCAUAUAUCAUAUACUACU
Messenger RNA from Trametes versicolor FP-101664 SS1, 1860 nucleotides. RefSeq names its product MFS general substrate transporter. The record is from RefSeq and is a predicted model, not a curated record. Gene Ontology annotation, cellular component: membrane. The transcript has 8 exons. Gene Ontology annotation, biological process: transmembrane transport. Gene Ontology annotation, molecular function: transmembrane transporter activity. The coding region runs from base 1 to 1674 and encodes 557 amino acids. NCBI's taxonomy places the organism in Eukaryota, Fungi, Basidiomycota, Agaricomycetes, Polyporales, Polyporaceae.